Gossypium raimondii (Peruvian cotton) is the source of this 2190-nucleotide messenger RNA. RefSeq names its product YTH domain-containing protein ECT3. The record is from RefSeq and is a predicted model, not a curated record. Gene Ontology annotation, molecular function: mRNA binding. Lineage: Eukaryota; Viridiplantae; Streptophyta; Magnoliopsida; Malvales; Malvaceae. The coding region runs from base 124 to 1851 and encodes 575 amino acids. Gene Ontology annotation, cellular component: cytoplasm. Gene Ontology annotation, biological process: mRNA destabilization. The transcript has 7 exons.
UUCUUCGCGGCCCACGCCUUUAAAUAUGUUUCUUCGUUACUAGGGUUAAAUUUCUUUUUCUCCUUCCUCUCUUUAUCAUAGUUCUCAUUCCCUCUCUAAAUCUACGCCCUUUGAUCUUUGAUCAUGGCCACCUCUGAUCGUAUCCUUGCUAACUUUACUCCUCUGGAAAUUGCAAAUUCAAUGGAGAAUUUGUCUCUGGAUUCACAGGUCAAGACCACAAAAGUUCCCGAACCUGUCAAGAAGGAUCUUUACAGUGAUAAUGGCUCUUAUAUGUAUCCUCAAACAUAUGGUUAUAUGCCAUAUGGAGCGUACACUAUGCCGCUGCAAGAAUACUAUUAUCCAGAAAAUCCUUAUUAUCAACCACCUAUGCAAACUAGCCAAGCCGAUGCUUUUCAAGUGGAGGUUCCAAGUGCAGUUGAUCAAGCUUCUUUACCUGUUGAAACGAAUAAAGGAAACUUGAGCACUGUAGCAACUGGUAAUAGUGGAUCCGGGUCAUUAAAAUCAACUUUGAAGAGCUCUUCUCUAAAUCCGAAUGCUUUCUAUAAAGGAGGAGGAUUGUCAUCAGGUAAUCUAUCUCAAGGUUAUCCGGAUCCGAGAUUUAGCUAUGAUGGGGUUCAGUCACCGAUUCCUUGGUUAGAUAUGUCAAUGUCUUGUAAUGGACAAUCCGAACAUGCUGCAAAUGGUGGGUUUUCAUAUACAAGCAACCUUUCAUCUGGCAGGAAUCAGAACCUUCAUCCCUUCCCUCAUGUUAUGAAUUUGCACAAUGUAAGACCAUCAUCGGGUGUAGGCCAAGGAUAUGGAUACAUGUACCCUAACAACAUGGCCUACAGUCAUUACAGAGGUGGUUCGGGUUUUGGAUCAUAUGGCUAUGGUGCUCGAAAGAAAGGACUAGGUUGGUAUAAUGUUGGCAGCAACAACAAGUAUAGGUUCCAAGGUUAUGGAAAAGAGAAUAUGGAUGGUUUGAAUGAGCUAAACAGAGGGCCUAGAGUGAAAGGGUAUAAGAACAAGGAUGGUCUUGAAACAGCAACACUAGCCGUCAAGGAUCAAAACCUUCCACCUAUGGAGAAUAGUAAGGACAAUGGUGUUUCUCUUGUUCUAGAUAUGGAGCAGUAUAAUAAAGAAGAUUUCCCCGGAAGUUAUUCGGAUGCAAAGUUUUUUGUCAUUAAAUCCUAUAGUGAAGAUGAUGUGCACAAAAGCAUCAAAUACAAUGUGUGGGCCAGUACACCUAACGGAAACAGGAAACUUGAUGCAGCAUUUUGUGAGGCCAAGGAGAAGCCUGAUGGCUGCCCUAUAUUUCUAUUGUUCUCAGUUAAUACCAGUGGACAAUUUGUCGGAUUAGCUGAGAUGGUAGGUGCCGUUGAUUUUAACAGAACUGUUGAAUACUGGCAACAAGACAAGUGGACUGGUUGCUUCCCUGUGAAAUGGCAUAUUGUUAAGGAUGUCCCGAACACUUCACUGAGGCACAUAACUCUUAAGAACAAUGAGAAUAAACCUGUAACUAAUAGCAGGGAUACCCAGGAGGUUAAUUUCGAGCAAGGGAUGCAAAUUCUUAAAAUCUUCAAGGACCAUUCCAGCAAGACAUGCAUCCUUGAUGACUUUGAAUUUUACGAGGCUCGUCAAAAGAUGAUCCAGGAGAGGAAGGCUAAGCAUCAGCUGUUACAAAAACAAGUUCUGAGUGGGGAACCUAAAGGAGAAAACCCAGCAAUGGCAAAGGAGACAUUGGAAAAACCUGUCGAGGCAGCCUUGACAGAACGAACGGCAACAGCAGAAGCAGUAAAUGCAACGAACAGAGACGCAAAACCCAUUGAAGAGAAAGGAUCAGUUGCUGCAACUGAAGACAGCUCUCAAUGAAACCAGGUUGUUUUCGAUAGUCGGCUUUGGUAGAAAUGGGAUAGGAUUGUACUUUUUGAUUGGUUAAUUCUAGUUGCUAGAUAGUGUGAUCAUAUCAUAUUUAGCUUAUUUUGAGUCAAUUUUAUGAGGUGAGAGACUGGUAGGCAAAACACCUUUUUUUUUUUGAAAGUGUUCUAUCAUUUAUGUACGAGGCUAUGGGCAGAAUGCCAGAAAUGUGACUGCUCAAUAGCCUCUUGAGCUUUUUUGUUUUAAUCAUUUUGAUCUGUUUUCCCCUUUUUUUUUAAUGAGAAAUGAGUUGAGGGAAAAGAAUUUGCCCUGAGUGGAAAAUUUUUGCUCCUA